Messenger RNA from Neurospora tetraspora, 1183 nucleotides. RefSeq lists its product as uncharacterized. NCBI's taxonomy places the organism in Eukaryota, Fungi, Ascomycota, Sordariomycetes, Sordariales, Sordariaceae. Bases 172 to 954 code for a protein of 260 amino acids. The record is from RefSeq and is a predicted model, not a curated record. The transcript has a single exon.
UGACGCACGGACGCUUGCACGACAGCCUCUUGUGAGCCUGAAGAAGACAGGGCAUCAAGUCACGACCCAAUCAGCGGAUGCGGUUGGGACCUUUGGGUUUCGUUUGUUGAUCAUUUGGGAAGUGACCUCAGCUUUCAGGGGCGACUGGAGGGAGGACGACAUUGGGCGAACAUGGCUAGGCAGGAAUGGUGGGAUGGCAGAUGGAAGCGCGGAGGAGGAGGACCUGAAUGGGAGGACGGGAGGGGCAAUCUUUUGGAUUCCAUUCUGGCCUAUCCACCCGCCCUGACCCUGACCCUGACCCUGACCCUGACUUGUGUGGACUUCGACUUGCCUGACUUGAGCCCAGCCCAGGCGCCUGGCGGACUGAGAGAGAAGAACCCACUCCAACGAGCAGAGAGCUACUAUCCAUCCAUCCACUCCCCUCUAACGUUUUCCACUCUCUCUAACACAUCGAUUUCCCCAAAGCCGCGCCGAACGAGUUUAACUUCUGGAUUAAAGUAUCCGGUACGUACGUUUUACGUCUUUUUUUUUUUUUGUCUCGCAUAUGCUUCCCGCUCCGACGUCCUUGCUGGGAGUAGUGUUUCUUUCUUCUCUGUCUACCUACCGACCCGUGCAAGGCAUUCAGCAUCCAACCUCCCCGCACAUAGUCACCCCGCUUCAAAUCUCUGCUGGUGGUCUGUCGCUGGCGCUGCGCCGCUCGCUCGCUCGCUCGCCAGACGAGAGACAGAGACAGACAGAGCAGAGAGAGAGAGAGAGAGAGAAACAGACAAGACAAGACAAGGCAAGAAACCCCGCCUUGAUGGCCCGUCGUGUCGCGCGCCUAGGUACCACCACCAGUCAGACAAGCCAGUCAGGUUAGCUAGCGGCAAUGGCGGGAUGGGAUGGUCGGGCGCUCUGGUCUCUGUCUCUCCCUCUCUCUCUUGGGGUGGUUGGUGGUUCAUGAUGCCUGCAUGAUAGGAGGAAACGAAGAAAGACUAUUGCGAAACUUGUCUAUGUGAUAUCACCGACGUGUUCUAACUCUUCCUCGUUGCUCUUAGUUAAACCAAGCCAAUAACCGCUAAAACACGUACCCGAUACCAAACCCCUGCGUCUAUCAAAAUGUCCGAGACCGAGAACAAGCCGAUCGAGGAGGUCCAGCCUGAGGCCCCUGCCGCCGCUGAGGUACGUUCGCCCUCCUGCCUGC